Molecule: messenger RNA, 3980 nt
Organism: Nelumbo nucifera (sacred lotus)
Lineage: Eukaryota; Viridiplantae; Streptophyta; Magnoliopsida; Proteales; Nelumbonaceae
Source: RefSeq, a predicted model, not a curated record
AUUUAUCGGUUUUCUGGUACGGUGGCGGGCGUCAAACCAAUCUCUCCUCUUCUUCGGCGAUCAACACGCCCACCGCUCCAAUCCGCUUGAAUUUCAUUAUCUUUCGAGACAGGAAAAAGGGAAAGCAAAAUCCUUCUAGCGAUCGCUCUCUUGAUCGUCUUCGGCCGUCCGAUUGAUCUACUAGCCGGCGUUAACCUGCAACUAACGUUCAAGGUUCAUGGGGAAAAUGGUUAUCCUGCUUAGUCAUAUGCAGCCUCCUUUUAGCUCCAUUGUUCUGCAGAUGUAUACGAACAAUGAUGACUAUGAUGAUUUGGAGAUGUCUAGUUUUAGACUGGGAUAAUACCUUUUUUUUACCAGGUAAAAAAGGUUGGUACUCUAUCUCGCCAUCUUUGCUCCCUCCUCCACAAAGAAGGCAUAUUCCUCCCCAUGGUUAGAAUACACAAUAUUUUCAUUAUUUCAAAUUAUAUUCUCAUAGACUUUAUUAGUAACAUGAUUGAAGAUAGAGUUGUUUUAUCAACUUGAGUUCUGUAGGCUGGUCUUUACUGUUUUUCCCAUGCCUCAGAUCCAAUCUUUUCCAGUUACAAUAUAGCUUUACCUUCUGAAGCAAUUUAAGGCGUGGUUCUACUACCAUGCAUUAUUUUAAACUACAACAGGUUUUGCAUCUUAAAUAGGAGGUUCUUCACUUUAAGGCCUAUCCAUAGAACAUUCUCAUUUAAAGGAUGGCUUGGUUGAUGCCUUUCUUAUUUGCAGUCUGCAGCUGAGUUUGUGGGUUUUAUGCGCUGUGAUGAUGGUCUUCCCUGGGACAGUUAGAAAAGCAUUUGGUUUUCUGAAAUCCCUCUCACUAUUUGAGAGAAGUCUCAAAUCUCUAUACACUUGGCUACACAAAUAUAAUCAGUAGAGAUAAUUCAAGAUUAUCUUGACAGUUCAUUGAAUGAUCUAUUAUUACCUUUCUCACAUGGACUGUUGUUUCUGCUAUGCAAUACUGUUUGGUUGAGGUAUUUUACUGAGUUGCAAUCUUCUUAUGACACUUGUAGGAACAUCAAUGUGAAGGGUAUCAUAGUAAGGAGCCUAGGCAACAUUUUUAGGGAUUUUUCACCUGACAUCUAAUGUGACAGUUGAUUAUGUUUCCUGCUUUGGUGCUUUUCUGUGGCCUUAUCAAAUUCCUCAAAUGCUUGUUGUUUUAUGUUCAAAUCUAGGCAUGAGAAUUCUUCCUAGCUUUAUCUAGUAAGUGGUAUUUUGAGCUAGGAUUAAGAGAUACAGCAUGAACAAUCAUCUGGUUUUCCUAAAUUCAUGUUAUCGUAGAAGUGUCACAAUAGCUGAAAUGGUGUGGGAUGAUGAAUUUGUGUUAUUGAGCUCAGUUGCUUUAUGCACUCUAAGCCUCUAACGAUGCUAGAAUUGCUAAGGAUAUGAAUUUUAUUUCCCCCAAUAAAAAAAGAAAAGACAAAAUAAGAAAAAAAUCUUGAAACAUCUUGUUGCCUUUCAGUUGGAUUAAAUGCUUGUGAAUUGUCAGGUUCCAAAAUAAUCUUAUCAAGGAAAUGCAUUGUAGAAAAUUGUUCUGAGUUGGUACAGGUGGAUACAUAAUCCGCUCCUUACAUUGUGAUUGUUCAACUCCACAGUGUGAACACAUUGUAGCAUUGUGGUGAGACCUUUGAUGCAUUAGUUAAAAUGACCGUCACUGUGUGCAUGGAAUCACAAUUACAUUUUCUAAGCUCUAUUAUUUUUUCCUUGAUUUUUAAGUUCUUAUGGAAAAUAUUGGAAAAGUAGUAUCUCCAUUAUGUGAAUUUAUCAUCUGGAAGAAAUGAUAAGAAUUGAAUUAGUAUGACCUUCUGGAAGUUUAUCUUCUUGUAGCUAGGAUUUCAUAUAUGGUGCUGAAAUAUGAUGAUGCUGACAAUCACAAUAAUUACUUUCAUCCUGUAUUGUUUACAUGGGAAACAGGUUUUCCAGGAAUCCACAAAUAGAACUCAUACCAAGGUUGUGUUUUCUUUAGCUUCUUUCACUUCAGGACCUAGCCAUCUUGAACUUUGAGGUGACGUUGCUAUGGGGCAUAGACACAUCUUUGGCACAUCACAAACUUUUGAGAUGAACCAUGAUAAUCAGAGUCACAUACACGUUGAGCAGCCUUAUAUCCACCUUGGCAGGGUCAGUGCUUCAGAAAACAGUUCUUACGCUUUUCCCGUGGGGAACAUGUCAAUGGGUGGAGUAAAUGUUGCAUCUCAUUGGAAUUCAGCACUGAGGUCAAAUGAGUAUUCUCCCUUGAGUCUGAGCAUGGAGCCACUUCACCGGCAAGCUGCUUCAGGCUCCUCUUAUGAUCCCUUCAUGAAUCCAUCAGCUUCUGGAAGCAUCUGCCCAAUCCCGCAGGGUUAUGUUAACCAUGCGUCUUCUUCUAGCUAUUACAGAAAUGCAACUCUUGGAAUUGAGGCCAAUAUUCUUGGUCCUAAUAUGGGCAAUGGAAGGGGGCCAUGCAAAAGAAAAAGUCCAGCAAUUUCUGUCACCUGUGAGAGGGGUAGUAGCAGCAGACAGUGUAGUUCUGUAAAUUCAUCUGAUCACUCUACUUCGUCUGGCCAACAGCAGGAGAAACCACAUUUACUUUCAGAACAUUUACCUUGGGAUUCUAUUGGCAUAACCCCUACCUAUAGAAGCAGCAGUCUUUCGAUUGCAAGUGAAGGUUCUCAAAGGAAUGUGAGAAGUCGAUCUACACUUGACUUGGAAGCCAACCUAGCCAGGACUCAUUUAUCAAGUAACCCUUCUCACUAUCCUCAUUCCACAGCUCAUCUACUAGAUCAUUCUGGGACAGUGGACCUCACUGGUUUGAGUGCUAGUGCUGGUUCAACCAGUCGAGAAUGGAACCACAUUCCUGUCUCUCCUGCUUCUCGUGGAAGGAUAGUGCCUUCAGAUACGACUGGUUUGGGGUAUGAUGUAAACCAAUUUCUUGGUGGUCGUACUACUAAUGGUUCUGUAGAGGCUGGCAGGUAUAGCCAAGAUUUGUUUUCCAUCCGAACUCCUGUUGUUCCUCAAGGUCUUCAUGGUUUCCCAACUCAAGCUGUGAGAGGAGGUCGCAGUGGCUUAUCUCAAGGGACCAUGCCUGCUUACAGGGCUGCGUCAAGCUACCCACGCAUGGGAUAUGGCACCACUACUUCAGAUGAUAGUCCACUGCUGUCUUCAGAAACAUACAGUGCUAGACAUUCAAGGCCACUGUCUAAUAUAGGUCGCCGUAAUGGUGAUAGGAAUGGACGGUCAAGGAUAUCUUCUGAGAGGUUACGGCUGCUUUCCAAUGAUGGUGAUGCCCAUGAUAGAGUGGUGUCUGAGGGUCUUAUGAUGGUGGAUCGGUCAGCCUUAUAUGGUUCCAGAAAUUUGUUUGAUCAGCAUAGGGAGAUGAGGCUAGAUAUAGACAAUAUGAGUUAUGAGGAACUACUUGCUUUAGGGGAAAGGAUUGGGAUGGUGAGCACAGGUUUAUCUGAAGACAUGAUUUCAAAGUGUUUGACAGAGAUGAUUUAUUGUUCUGCAGCAGAUGAGAUGCAGGAUGAAGGAACUUGUGUAAUAUGCCUGGAAGAGUAUAAGAACGAGGAUGAGAUUGGGACACUGAAGAACUGCAACCAUGAUUACCAUGUGGAGUGCAUCAAGAAAUGGUUGUCGAUGAAGAAUGUCUGCCCCAUCUGCAAGGCAGCUGCCCUACCAGAUAACUUGAGGGAGAAAUAACUCAUCUACAUGCAUAUGUUUUUUUUUUUUUUUGUUCAUUUGUAAAUAUCUUUUAGGCAGGAAACAGUUCUCAAGGCAAAACGAUUUUUAUUCUCUCUUUCUUUUGGGCAAAAUUUGUAUAGGGAGACGAGAUGUUAAAAGUCUCAAUCUCAAUUAUUUAGUGCUAAAUCACGCUAGCCAUUUAAAUAGUCGUUGUGUCGUGUUAUCUCAGGUUAGGAGCUAAAUCUUAGAUAUUGUCUUUAUAAUAUCACCGCCUGGCGCGUAAGAACAGGCCCGUUUUCAUA